AUGUUAAACACAAAACUAACUAAGUUCAUAGAUUCAAAAGCAGAUCAAGUCAAUUCAUAGCUUAAGUCUGCUCAAAACACCCUCCAAAAUUAGACAUCCCAAUUAACUAAUUAAAUUACAGAAGCAAAUCAAACAAUGAAGGUUGCUGCUCCUUUACUAAAAGCCAUGGGUAAAGCUCCAAUCCUAUUUUUUUAAGGUCAUUCAGAAGCUGCCCAAAUUUCCAAGGGAUUAGAUUUGGCUUAAAAAAACCUGGUACCCAUUAUUGAUUAGACCAAUAAAACUAUACAAAAGGGCUCAGAUAUCGUUAAUUCUUAAAUUUAAAAAGCAUCUACCAUAGCAAAUUAGCAAAUUCAGAAAAUUAAUGUAAAAUCUAUAUAUCAAUAAUUAAGGAACAAGUUAUGCCAUAAAUAGAAUAGGGUUAGCAGAUAAUAAAAUAAUAAUAUGAAAAAGGUAUGGAAGCGAUUAAAGAAAAUUAAAAUUUUUAAACUAUUGCCGUAAAAGCUGCCGUAAUAGGAAUGGCAGUUAAUUAAAUAAUGGAAACUCCAACAGAUGAUGGAUCAGAAAUAUUGAAUUAAAGAAAAGAAAAUACAUAAUAAUUCUAAUAAUAAUAACAAUAAUAAUAAUAAUAAUAAUAAUAAUAAUAAUAAUAAUAAUUAUAAUAAUAACAAUAGUCAACUAGUUAUAAUGUAUCAAAUAAUGAUCCUAAUAAAUAAUAGUUAAAAUAAGAAUCUCAUUUCUUUCAAAAUAAAAUUAAAUAAUACAUUAAAAAAAUAACAGGCAAGUAAGUCAAUUCAAGAAUUGAAUAUUUAUGUCUUAUCCAAUAAAAGCUAAAAGAUAACAUUGAUUCCAAUUAUUUAUAAUAAUCAAAAUAGUCAUUAAAAAAUGAAAUGUGGAAAGCUGCUUAUUAAGAGAGAAGAAUUUAAAGUCACCAAAUUUUUAUAUAGUAUAUGACAAAAAUGGUUGAAUUCAUUUUUGAAUACUUAACGAUUGUUGAAACAGUCUUUUAGCAAAUCAAAAUGAGAUACAAAUCUUCCAAUAACUCAUUUGAAAUGAUUCUCAACUAUUGCAACAAUUUAUCAAUACAAUUAGACUACUACACAACCUAUAGUUAUGUUCAACCAUAGUAAAAAUUCUUGAGUAGACUAUUCACUAAUCAAACAAAAUUAUAAAUAAAAAAUGGUCAAAAAAUGAAGAAAUCCACCAAAUCAAGUAACUAAAAUGAGAAUGCAGAAACUCCAAAUUAACAAUAAGUCUAGAAGGAGGAGAAGGAAGAUGUACAAUUCUACCAUUAGGAGCUCUGCUAAAACUUUAAUAAUCUCGAAAGUGAAUAUUAAUUGCAUACAAAUAAUAUCCAAAUCUUAAAGAACAACUUGAAAGGAGAGUUAAAAGAUAAAUUAAUAAUAUGCCAAUAAAUGAAUUAAUAAAGGAUAUCUGAUUAUUUGAUGUAGGUUCAAGGUUAACGAAAUAUCACAUUUGAGGCAGUUGAACAAUUUUACAAGAGCUUCAUCCAAUAUGAAUAAAUCUAUUCUUAAAAUGUAGAAGCAGCGUUUGAGGGAGGACAACAGAUAAGGGAUAUCUACAAUGAAGAAUACAGAAUGUAUUGUAAAUAAUUAAUUAAAUUUAGAUUAUUUUAAAUCUCUCAUAAAAUAAUAGUAACAGUUUGGAUUAUUUACAACCUAUAUUCUAAAAGAAAUAUCCCAAUUUGAAUACACACGAAUAGAAUUCCUUUAGAAAGCAUUCACACAAUUAACUGCUGAAUUGGGAAAGUAUUUUCAAUUUCCAAACUUAAAAACAAUUAACUUCUCAAAUCCAUUAAUAUUAUAAUAGGCAAAGACAGCAUUUGACAUAAAUUAAUUACUAACGUCUGAAUAGCUUGUAAUAAUCAAGAAAUACUCAGGCAUACCAUUGCAGAAUAACAUUUCAACAGAUAUAUAUUCAGCAUUUGCUUCAAAUUUCACAAGUAAGUAAUAUUCAAAUUCUAGUACCUUCUCCCGAAUCUCUUUUGUCAUCUUCUCCUUUGAUUCUAAAAAAAUACGAUGUUAAAAGGGAUGUGGCAUGGGAAAGAUCCCUAAGUUUUGGCAAAGACUUUGUGCCAACCAGUUUCAUAAUAACUGUUGAUGGGUUUCUGCUAUUUUUUGAUACAGACUGGAAGGAACAGAAUAACGAUGAACCAACUCAAUGUCAUAAUUUUAUGGUCAUAAAUGAAGUAUUUAAUGAGAUAUAAUUGAACAGUUAGCAAUAAAGGAGAGGUAAAGUGAUGAGAAAGUCGUAGAAUUGAUAGUGAAGAAGCAAGGGAAACUGUUUGAUACACAUAAGAAAUAAAUAUUAAUGAUGAAUGAUGUAAUGGAGAAGGAAUCCUUAAAAUUAUUACUAAAUUAAUUUAAAUGAUUUAUUAUUAAAAUAAAUGAUACUUGAAAUAAAUAUGGC
Paramecium octaurelia is the source of this 2427-nucleotide messenger RNA. Lineage: Eukaryota; Ciliophora; Oligohymenophorea; Peniculida; Parameciidae. The record is from the annotation of a GenBank genome assembly.